This is a messenger RNA of Penaeus vannamei (Pacific white shrimp), 1982 nucleotides long. The record is from RefSeq and is a predicted model, not a curated record. NCBI's taxonomy places the organism in Eukaryota, Metazoa, Arthropoda, Malacostraca, Decapoda, Penaeidae.
UGAGGGUUUAAGAGAAAUUGAAGGCCUUGAGAAGGGUGUGAAAAGGAACUGAGGCCAAGGACUAUUGCAAAGAAAAAUUAUGUGACUUUUGUAUCAUGUAUAUUAAAAAUCAGUGUCAUAAAUAAGUUCCAAAGGACAAUGAAGUUGGUAAAGAGUGUACCUGUCAAUUAUAGGAGAGUCUGGUGCAUAACAUCAGCUGUGAGUCUGUGCUUGUGGAUCCUUCCAUUCAUACUUGGAAAAUAUACCGAUGUUACUUUCCCCUUCAUCGCUUCAGAAGACAUACCCCAGGAAUUGGUUGGCCUUGUUGGACCUACAGAAAAUGGUCUGGAUUGGUGUCCUGUCUUAUCUCCCCAUGUGGUAAACGUAGACAGAUUAACAACCAACAAGAUCUUUCCUCAGACAGAUGAAGACAUUGUUAAGAAAUACAACAUAUUGCCUGGUGGUACCUGGAAGCCAACAGAAUGCCAGUCAAGAUACCAUGUUGCCAUCAUCAUUCCUUACCGAAAUAGGAGUCUGCACCUCCAGCAGUUCCUGACGUAUAUGCAUCCAUUUCUCAUGAGGCAACAGUUAAACUAUAGAAUUGUGGUUGUGGAACAGACAGACGAGAAGCAGUUUAAUAGAGCAAAACUCUUGAAUAUCGGCUUUGUCGAGACCAAUAAGCUGGCCCAGGUUGACUGUUUCAUCUUUCAUGAUGUGGACCUACUGCCACAAAAUGACCUCAAUGUGUAUGCAUGCACCCACAACCCGCGACACAUGUAUUCUGCUAUUGACACUUUCAGGUACCAGCUUCCAUAUCGGCGUCUGUUUGGAGGAGCUGUGGCUGUUCAGAAAGUACACUUUGAAGAAAUUAAUGGAUUUGCAAACAAGUUUUAUGGAUGGGGAGCAGAGGAUGAUGAUUUUUACAAUCGCUUCGAGAAAAGAGGGUUACAUAUCAUUCGUUUUGACCCAGCAGUAGCAAAGUAUGUUAUGCUAUCUCAUGUCAAAGCCACACCUUCCAAGGAGAGAUAUGCACAUCUUUGGGCAGAAAGCACUAGAAAUGAUGGCCUUUCUGAUUUAACUUACAAGCUGCUAAAGAAAGAACUAAGAUCUUUGUAUACUUGGCUGUAUGUUUCUUGUUAAGUGUCUUCAUUUGUACUAUAGAGCCAGUUAAAAAAAUAUGUGUAUAUAUAUGUAAAUGUUCCUUUAACAUGCUAAAAAGAAUUUGGGUCAUCUUCAUCUUCCCUUCUAAUAUACAUUCAUUCAUCCAGGGAAUUCCAGUGAUUAUCAAGCAUUUUUUUUUUUUUUUUUUCCCCGUAUUUAUCUUCCAGACUACUGAUUACAUAUAUCUAGUUUCCCUAAAUUAGGGUGUUUCUUUGGAGAAAAUAGCAUUUAAUACCAUAUAACAUUCUCAGAUUUAUUGGUCAAGAUGCAUUUUUUUUUUUUUUUUUUGACAAACUAAUUGGAGGGGGUCAGUAGUCAUACCUUCAGAUUUGGAUACUUUAUGGAAUCUCGCUCAUCCUUUUUCUUUUUCGUGCGUGUGUUCUUUAUCCCACUGUAUCAUUCCACUGACUACCCUCUCUCAAGGGGGGCAUCAUUGUUAGGCAUUCAUAGCCAACAUUUAAUGUAAAUUUCUUUAAUUUUGAAAAUUCAUCCACCUGGAACUACCAUAUGGGUGUUCAACACCCAUAUGCCAUUAUGAUCAGUUGUGGAAAUAAUAUACCAUUAUUGGCAAAUGUGAAAUACCAAAUACUGUUAUCCAUUUCCCUUUUUAUAUGUUGAUAUGACUUAUCAAAAAAAUGAAGUUCAGUGUUACAAAUAAACAAUAAUAAUUACUUGUAUUCAUUAUUUUUUAUGGAAAUUAUCUCGACUUUGUUCCUAUUGCAAGAAAAUUGCACAAUGAAGAUAAUGGGCUAUCAUAAUAUCAAGUAUUUUAUGCAAGGUUUGUAACAAGUCUAUCAUUUUCAUUACCAGGGAGUUGCCAAAAGAUUUUUUUUUUUUUUUUU